This is a messenger RNA of Puma concolor (puma), 2697 nucleotides long. RefSeq names its product proline rich transmembrane protein 4 (gene PRRT4). NCBI's taxonomy places the organism in Eukaryota, Metazoa, Chordata, Mammalia, Carnivora, Felidae. The record is from RefSeq and is a predicted model, not a curated record.
AUGGCAGGGCAUGGCUGUCUGGGGCUGUUCUGCUGGGUCCUGCUUGCUGUUCCUGUGGGCCCCCAGCCUGUCUCCUCCGUCUCGGGUGUCCCUCUCACCACUUUGACCCCACCACCUCGGAGUGAGGCCUCUAUGCUGUCUCUCAACCUGGGACUUAACUUCAAAUUCCACCUUCGGGGACCUGCUGCUGCCUGGGGGAUCUCUGUCACAGAGACCCAGCCGCUCUCUCCUGGGCCCAGCCGGGAGCCAGAGGAAGAGGUGGCCAGGGGGCUGAGGACCGACCCCAUUUGGGAACUGCUGGUGGGCUCCCUUGGGAACUCCCCCCCGGAGUGGGGCUCUGCUGAAGGCAGCUCUACGCCCUGGGCCUCCUCCCAGUCUCCAGAGUCCACAUUCCCCCUCUCUGGGCCCACUGACCGGCCCACUGCUCCCUAUCAGCCCGGGAUGGGCACUGUCACCUGGGACACUGCUCUGACAGCUACGGCACCUCCAUCCAGUGCUCCCAGGCUCCGCCAGAGCGAGCUGGAGCUGAAGUUUGACAUGGCACUGAGAGCAGGCGCAGCCCCCACGCUCGGGCAUCGAACGCUGCCCCUGCUGCCCAGCCUGCGGGCCAGCCUGGCAGAGAUUGCUGGGCGCCUGGGACCCUUUGGGUUCUUCGGCACUACUCUGUCCCCGCUGCGGAACUUCUCAGGCCCAAGCCCUCUAGGCCCCACUCGAUCCCCAAGCUCUGCCUCUAGAGUUUCCGAUUCUCCAGGGUUCUUUGGCACCACUGUGUCCCCACCCCCAACCCCCCUGGAGAGAAAGCUCCCAAGCUCAGGCCCUUUGGACCCAGCCGCUUCCCUAAGGUCUGUCACGGUUGCAACAGCAUCACUAGACCCCACCAGGCCCACCUCUGGCCCGGAUGACCCCUCUCCUGCCAGCCUUGGGAAGCCUUCCGUGCAGCCAGAGUGUGGGCCAGGGUCCUGCAGCGUGGGAGAAUUGCCUGAACGCGAGGGGCAGCCUCCUGUGGCCCCGAGGGCCCUCUUCUUCCUGACCCUGGAGGCCGACUGGGCAGAGGCCAGAGCUCGCUGGGGGCUGGCCUGGGAGGCCCACGUGUACGGGGUAGGCACGCUCUUCGGCCUAGUGGCCCUGCUGGCGCUGCUGGCCCUAGCCCUUUUGCCCUGGCGCUGCCCGCCAGGCGCCCCCUGCCUGGCGCUGCUGGACCUGCUCCUGCUGUCGGCCGGGACCACGCGGGCCUUCCCGCUCUUCUACGACGCCUAUGGGCACCGCGACCGGCUGCCCCCGCUCGCCUGGCUGCUGCUGCAGGACCUUCCGCUGCCCUGCCUGGCCGCCGGCCUGGGCCUGGCCUGCCUGCUGCUGGCCCGGCCGCGCCCGCCGCGGUGUCCCGCCGGGCUGGCCGCGCUCCUGCUCCUGGGGCUGGGGCUGGCGGCCGCCGCCGCCCUCGGGAGCGCGGCCCACCGCCCGCUGCGGCCCCUGCGGCUCGCCUCCCGCGGACUGCACGCCUUCCUCGCCGCCCUCCUUUCUGGGCUCCUGCUGGCGCUCUCCUGCUGGGGGGGAAGGCGGCGGCGGGCCGGAGCGCCCCUGGGAGGGUCUGGUUUCAAGGGCGCCACCCCUCUGCCGCAGGCGCGCAGCCCCUUCGCCCCGCGCGAGUCCUGGCGGCGCGCGGCCCGCACAGCCCCGGUGGCGGGCACCUUCGGGCUGCUGAGCGGAGCCCUGCAGGGCUACGAAGUGCUGCACGCCCUGGGCUAUGGCGGCCAACCUGGCCUGGAGGGACCCUGGCCCUGGUGGGCCUUCCAGCUAGGCCUGCGCUUGGGCGAGGUGGGCGUCGCGCUCCCGUUGGCGCUGCUGGGCCUCUACCCGGCGCUCUGCAGCCCCCGUGUGCCGCCGCGCUGCUGGGCCAAGCUCUUCCGCCUGUCCCCGGGCCACGCGGCCCCGCUGCUGCCCGGGGGCUGGGUCACCGGGCCCCCCGACAAGGAGCCCCUGGGUGGCGCCAUCGCGCGUGGCGACGCGGAGCUGCUGCAGCUGUGCGCCCUGGCGGGGCCCGGCCCCGACCUCCUACUCCAGGGAGGCGGCUGCCGGGGCUUCGAAGGCGCGGCGGCCAACCCGGCCCCUUCUCCGGCCUCCUCCCCCUGCAGCGAUUACACCGUGGAUUUCCGCCCGCCCUCCCCAAUCAACCUGCGGCGCAGCAUUGAGGAGGCCCUCUGCAGCGAGGCCCUGCUCACUCCCGGCCUUUUCCAGGGCCCUGCCUACGGGGAAGCCUUGCCUGGGCUGGGCCUCUACCGCACCGCCUCGUUGGGGGCGAAGACCGGGGCCGGACCCAAUGAGAGGUCUGAGGAGGCCCUUGGCUCUCCAGCACCGCAGGAGCUCCCCUCUCCCGGGGCCUGGCCCGCGGGCAGCAGCGCCUCUUCCGGCUCACUGUGCGGACUUUCGAGGGACAGCUCGUCCAUGCUGCUAUGCUCCAGCCCCGACAGGCCUCCACGCUGUCCGCUGGUCUGCGUCCUCAGUCCCCCGCGGCCCUCGGGAAGCAGCCCUAGCCUCCCGGGCUCAGGCUCUUACCAGGCCCUGUCCCCCCCCUCCCGCGACUCCCCAGAGCCUACUCUUGAGCUGCAGGCCGCAGAAGCUUUGCUGCAGGAGCAAUUCCUGGACGCCUGCCGACAGAUCGACGAGCUGAGCGUGGGCAGCGACACCAUAGACCUGUGA